This is a messenger RNA of Gavia stellata (red-throated loon), 2498 nucleotides long. It is a transcript of the gene UBAC2, whose product is annotated as UBA domain containing 2. The transcript is spliced from 9 exons. Lineage: Eukaryota; Metazoa; Chordata; Aves; Gaviiformes; Gaviidae. The record is from RefSeq and is a predicted model, not a curated record. The coding region runs from base 23 to 1057 and encodes 344 amino acids. Gene Ontology annotation, molecular function: serine-type endopeptidase activity; protein binding.
GCGGCUGGGCCGGGCCGGCGCCAUGUUCACCAGCACUGGCUCCAACGGGCUCUAUAAAGCACCUUUGUCAAAGAGUCUGUUAUUAGUUCCAAGUGCCAUCUCGAUUCUACUGACUCUGCUCUUCCAACAUUAUCAGAAGUUCUUUGCAUAUAACCUACAAGCUAUAAAAGAGGAUUUUCAGAUUUGGAGACUUGUUUGUGGGAGAGCAAUAUGUCUUGAUCUGAAAGACACAUUCUGUAGCAGUCUGCUCAUUUACAACUUUAGAAUAUUUGAAAGAAGAUACGGCAGCAGAAAAUUUUCAUCCUUUUUACUGGGUGCUUGGAUGCUCUCAGCUUUGUUUGAUCAUCUCCUUGUAGAAAUCACUCAGUAUAUAUUUGGGAUCACCAUCAACAGCUUGCCUUCUGGUUUCUUGGGUCCUGUGUUUGCUCUGUUUGUACCGUUUUAUUCCUCCAUUCCAAGAGUGCAGGUGACACAAGUAUUAGGCCACUUUUCUAUCACAAACAAGACACUGGUCUAUAUAUUGGGUUUACAGCUUUUAACCUCUGGUUCCUACAUCUGGAUUUUAGCCUUAAGUGGAUUGGUUUCUGGGAUUUGCUACAAUAGCAAUAUAUUAAAAGUUCAUCGAAUUCUUUGUGUACCCAGCUGGGUAGCAAAGAUAUUUUCUUGGACUCUUGAACCAAUCUUCUCAUCUGCUGAACCAACAAAUGAAGUUCGAGUGGGAAUGGGAGCAACAGUUGACAUCCAGAGGCAGCAGAGAAUGGAGUUACUGGAUCGUCAAAUCAUGAUGUCUCAGGUUGCCCAAAUGAGGCGGCAAAGGCAGCAGCAGGGUGGGAUGAUUAACUGGAAUAGACUGUUUCCUCCUUUACGUCAUAGACAUAAUGCUAAUUAUCAAGAUCAUCGCCCAUCUGAACAAGACACACCUCCACCUACCGAGGUUUCUGAAGAGCAGGUUGCACGACUUAUGGAAAUGGGAUUUUCCAGGGGAGAUGCUCUAGAAGCUCUGAGGGCUUCAAAUAAUGACUUAAAUGUAGCCACUAAUUUUCUACUGCAGCACUGAUGGUUUUCUGUGCGAAGGAACUUCACUUGAUGGGUUUGUACACGUCUGAAAGAGGAUCAAAGCCACCUGCUGGACAGACUCACGAAGGUCGUCCCCGCAAGAGCGUCAGAAAGGAGAAACUGGCUCCGCGUGACUGGUGAUUCAAAGUGAUGUUAAUGAAUGACGUGAACUGUUCCCAAGCCUUCAGAUCACUUGGUGGUUUCUAGUCUGGUUAUCCUUUUCAAAGUAACUUUAGUUUCUACUUAUUACUGGAUAUCACCUAAAUUUAUUUUUAAAAUAAAGUAGGUGGUUUUUUUCUUGUGAAUCCUUGUUAGACAUGUUAUCAGACUUAAUGCCUAGGAAAAGAAGCUUCAACAGCCACGACGACCAGAUUUACCUAUCAAGAAAAAUCGUAUUUUCUUCAUUUACCAGUCUAAUUUCUCUGGCUUAUGUGUUAUUUUACAGUACUUGAUUUUUGAUUACAGUAAUAAGAGGUUUGAAGAUCACUUCAUUUUCAACUCAGUAAAGGGUUAUGGGACUACUGUGUCAUUCUUCAGAGAGUUUUAUUAAUGCCUGUACUAUUUUCUCUCUUGAAUUCCUUUUUAAAUAAAAGUUGUCAUUCAGCACAUAAUACACAGAUAGGAUGUGAGAAAAUUAAUGUGCAUAUUGCAAGCUAUGGGAAGUGACCACUGUAAAUUUGAAUUUUUACAAACUGAGUGAAUUGCUAUUCAGAUACAGGUCAUGAAGAUAUUCACUGGAAGCAAUAAAGGUGAAACAAAUGAUACAAUAAGAUCAGAACUUAAAUCAUUUAAUCCAUGUCUGAUUCAGACAGACUUCUGUAACGAUGGAUGUAUGCUCAGUGUUCUAUAUGCUGGUUUCAUUUUUUGAGCUGGCUACGUACUGUCUUAAAAGAAAAUGAUAAAAAGCUAACUUUUCUAUAUAUAACUCUAGUUUUCUACUGUCAAAGAUGUGGAUGACCCUGCAUUUGCUGAAUCCUCGCUGUCUGAAGCAACUUACUGUUGAUCACAGACUGGAGUAUUAACCUUAAGGGUGAUUCAGGCUAACACAGGAGGUAACAGGAUGCUAAUGCCAAGGUAGUACAAUAUUGGUUUUAACGUUUAGAUUGAUAAAUAAACUUAACUUGGCUUGACUCUCAGAAGUGCUCAGUAUUAGCUCCUUAGGAGUGUCAGGAGGUGGGGUGGAGAGAGGUGAACAUCUCUAUAAAACCAAGCUGAAGUAAUACAAGAUUCCAAACUGUGACUCUGUGAAACCAAUCUACGCAUGUAUCUCAAGCAUUUAAUGUAUGUUUCUGGAUGUACUUUUGUUUGUACAUUGUGUGUAUGUAUGUGUCUAUUUAUAUACACACGGGCAUAUUUAAUACAUACAUACAUUUAGAAUAAGAUAUAGGUCAUCAGAAGCAUAACAAAGGCAAUAGCAGGUGCCAAGGGGAGGAGGUGAAAGA